Messenger RNA from Cucurbita moschata (crookneck pumpkin), 1691 nucleotides. Its product is annotated as acetylglutamate kinase, chloroplastic-like. The coding region runs from base 106 to 1152 and encodes 348 amino acids. The record is from RefSeq and is a predicted model, not a curated record. Gene Ontology annotation, biological process: L-arginine biosynthetic process. The transcript has a single exon. Lineage: Eukaryota; Viridiplantae; Streptophyta; Magnoliopsida; Cucurbitales; Cucurbitaceae. Gene Ontology annotation, cellular component: cytoplasm; chloroplast thylakoid. Gene Ontology annotation, molecular function: ATP binding; acetylglutamate kinase activity; arginine binding.
CUGGGUUCCCUCUCGCAAUUUAAGCCCUAGUUAUCCUUUCGAAAUUCUCUGCAUCAAAUCGCCGCCUCCUUCCGCCGCUCAUUCUCUCUCGCCCGUCUGAUUAAAAUGCCGACGAUCGAAAGCUUGCUCAAUCCAUCCGCCUUCAACCUAUUUUCCUCCAAAUCCUUGUUCAAUCCUUCCAUUUCCAGUUCCUCCAUUUUCUCGCCCGCUCCGCGAUUGCGCAGAUUAAGUUCUUCUUCGUCGCUGUCGAUUAGGUGCUCGGCAACUCAGCAAAUGGAGGCUGUGGUUGAUUCUGUAAGUCCAGAGCAGUUCCGAGUAGAUGUUCUCUCGGAAUCACUGCCAUUCAUACAGAAAUUUCGAGGUAAAACGAUUGUUGUGAAGUACGGUGGGGCCGCCAUGAAAUCGCGGUCGCUCCAGGCUUCGGUUGUUAAUGAUCUUGUACUUCUGUCCUGCGUCGGCCUUCGUCCGAUCUUGGUCCAUGGCGGCGGGCCGGAAAUCAACAACUGGCUCAAACGGCUCAACAUUGAGGUCGUUUUCCGCGACGGUCUCCGUGUGACCGACGCCGAAACGAUGAAAAUAGUGUCGAUGGUGUUGGUCGGCGACGUGAAUAAGAACCUGGUGUCGUUGAUCAAUAAGGCCGGAGCAUCGGCUGCAGGGCUCUGCGGUGUGGAUGGGCGGCUACUGACGGCUCGUCCAGCCCCUAACGCGGCACAGUUAGGAUUUGUAGGCGAGGUCGCACGUGUGGAUCCUACGGUUCUACAGGCACUUCUGGACAAAGGCCACAUUCCGGCGGUUUCUUCGGUGGCUGCCGAUGAGUCGGGGCAGAUGUACAAUAUCAACGCGGACACAGUUGCCGGAGAAUUAGCGGCGGCGCUGGGAGCGGAGAAGCUGAUCUUACUGACGGAUGUGGCGGGGAUUCUGGAAGACCGUGACGAUCCGAAAAGCUUAGUGAAGCAGAUAGACAUAAAAGGAGUGAAGAAGAUGAUGGAAGAGGGAAGAAUCGGCGGAGGGAUGAUUCCAAAGGUGAAUUGUUGUGUCCGAUCGUUGGCUCAAGGGGUGAGGACGGCGAGUAUCAUUGACGGGAGGCUGGAGCAUUCGUUGCUGCUAGAGAUCAUGACUGACAAUGGAGCCGGAACCAUGAUUAUAGGCUAAGCUCAGAGUUAUGAAGCUUUGAACUCCUUGAAUUUUCUAGGAAAUGUAUACAGUUCAUCAAUGGUGAUGAUAUCUGAUCUGGGAAAACAUAUUUGGAUGAAUGUUUUUCAAAUGCUGAUAGCAGACCAACUUGUGGAUAGUGUUCUUGUAGGAGGCAAUUUGAUGUUGUGGAAGAGUAAGAAACAAAGUGUGGUUUCAUGUUCAAGUAUUGAGUCAUAAUAGAGUUAUGACACAAUUUGUGUGUGAAAUAGUGUAUAUACAUCAACUUCUGAUUGAGAUAGGUUUUGAUAUUACUAUGCCGUGAUGUUACAAUCAACUUGCACUUCACAUUGUGUGUAAUCGAGUGUUUCAUGAGUGAAUUGUGAGAUCCCACAUCGAUUGGAGAAAGGAUCGAGUGCUAGCGAAGACGUUGGACCCUGGAGGAGAGUGGAUUGUGAGAUUCCAUAGUUGCGAACGGAGAGUGUGUUCACGAGUAUUGAAACACAUUUCAUACCCAUGUUCUUCAUCCCACCAAUACUAUUCUUUUGAUCAUUGCCUCU